AUGUUCCCAGAUCCCUAUCACCAAUGUUUGACUUCGAACAUCGAGCAAAUGGUGAUUUACGAAUUGGAUUUCAGAAUUUUGAACAUUGCCUCUGACCGUGAUCCAAUCUUCCUCAUCUGCCCAGCCCGAAAACCCCAAGCUUGCCGGAAAAUCACCUCCGACCAAAGCCCGGACCCGAUCCGCCGGAGAAUCCGAAUACAACUCCCUAAUUUCCCGACACUCAAUCUCCUCCUCCUCAACGGAAUUAAAGAACGGGUGCUCCAGGAGCUGAGCCGCCGUCCACCUCUCACUCGGGUCACUCAUCAAACACCUAGCGAGCAUGUCCGCGGCCUCGUCGGACAGCCCGCCCGGCGUCUCCGGCAGGUCUCCGGAGAACGCGAUUCUGUACAGCGCCGCCGCCGGAUCCUUCAUCUCCGGCCACGGCCCGGAUCCGGUGGCCAUCUCGACGACCGUGCAGCCGAAGGCCCACACGUCCGCCGCGAAACCCUGCUCCUCGCCGCGGGCGACCUCCGGCGCCAUGUACGCGGGCGUGCCGGAGAAGGCGUCGGGACCGCCGUGGGCCACCCACCUCGCGCACCCGAAGUCGGCGAUUUUCAGGCCGGCGUCCCCGAUCAGGAUGUUCUGGCCCUUGAUGUCGCAGUGGGCCAUCCCCUGCUGGUGGAGGUAGCUCAGCCCCAGCAGGAUUUGGCGGCCGUAAGAGCGAAUCGCGGUUUCAUCGAGCGCGCCGCCGCGUUUUCUGAUCUGAUCGGAGAGCGUGCCGCCGGGAACAUACUCCAGGAACAGAUUGAAAAGGUGUUUGCCGUUUUCGCGCGUUGUGUCGGAGCCCAAGCACUUGACGACGUGAGGGGAGCAGAGGUGGGAAAUCAGAGUUUCCUCUUUCCUUAG
This is a messenger RNA of Striga asiatica, 885 nucleotides long. NCBI's taxonomy places the organism in Eukaryota, Viridiplantae, Streptophyta, Magnoliopsida, Lamiales, Orobanchaceae. The record is from the annotation of a GenBank genome assembly.